AUUUCCAGUUCUUUCGGUGGUCCAUCCUUUAUUGCUUUAUCCAUUAGUUAGUAGUUACGAGUUACGACUGGACCGGGGGUCACUGGACUUCGGCAUUUUCUCUCUUCUCUCUCCGGCCCUGAGACAGACUGAAAAUGGAAGUUCGUUCGCCACAAACCAUUGCCCAGUUCAGAUGCGCUCCCACAACUCGAAAAAAUUACAUAUCCAGUUCCAUUGCCAAUGGUCAGCCCAAGAGAGCCCGGGUUAAGGAGCUACAAGGCAAAUUUUCUUCUCUGGCAGUCUCCAGAUCAUCAAGGAGACUGUUUUUGGAGUUUUUGGGAUUCAGUUCUGCCUUUCUACCUGUCUGUCCUGCUCCUGCAGCAGAAAUGCUAGAUAUGAAGGAAGUUGAAGUAAUUCGGACCCUGAAGCUGGCUAGUGGGGUGAGAGUUCAAGAUAUUAUUGAAGGGAAUGGGCCAGAAGCUCAUGAAGGAGAUCUUGUUGAAAUUAAUUAUGUCUGUCGACGUUCAAAUGGAUAUUUUGUCCAUAGCACUGUAGAUCAAUUCAGUGGAGAAAGCAAUCCUGUUACACUUCCUUUGGACAAUAAGCAGAUAAUAGAGGGCCUGAAGGAGGUCUUGAUUGGCAUGAGGGUUGGAGGGAAGAGAAGAGCAUUAAUACCUCCUACUGUUGGAUACAUAAAUGAAAACUUGAAACCAAUCCCUGAUGAGUUUGGUCCUCGACGUAGCCUUCUUUCUCAUGCAAAUGAACCUUUGGUAUUUGAGGUACAGCUUCUGAAGGUGCUAUGAGCUUAUACCAGUAUUACAAUCAGAGUUGGCUUUUGUAAGAUAUGUUUACAUAGUUCUGAGUUAUUUAUCAAAUCCUAGAAAGAAGCCAAAAAUGUUGAGAUUGUUCUUUAAGAAGCUUAAUGUCAUUUCUUUGAGGUCCUGAAGUUCCAGUCGGAAGUGUAUAUCUCUGUCUUUUUCCCAUCUAAAGCAUUGCGCAGUCAUGUUUUAUUAUCAGAGUUGCUUUGUUUCCUGUAAUUUUGUAAUUGUAACCACCUUGAAAAGGUAUUCAUUUCAGUACCGUCAACAUUUUUAGACUGCUCCAUGCUUCAGGAUUUUCUGCAGAGUUUUUCCCAUACAUUUAGGAAACCACCAUAUAAUAUGAUCUGUGUGGACAUUUUUUCUUCUCUCCA
Messenger RNA from Nelumbo nucifera (sacred lotus), 1171 nucleotides. Its product is annotated as FKBP-like peptidyl-prolyl cis-trans isomerase family protein. Gene Ontology annotation, molecular function: peptidyl-prolyl cis-trans isomerase activity. The record is from RefSeq and is a predicted model, not a curated record. NCBI's taxonomy places the organism in Eukaryota, Viridiplantae, Streptophyta, Magnoliopsida, Proteales, Nelumbonaceae.